Messenger RNA from Acaulospora colombiana, 308 nucleotides. The record is from the annotation of a GenBank genome assembly. Lineage: Eukaryota; Fungi; Glomeromycota; Glomeromycetes; Diversisporales; Acaulosporaceae.
AUGACAAAAGAGCGACCGGAACCUUUUGAAAAUUCGAAAGGUGACGUCAAAGAUGCAGAAGACAUAAAGCGUUGCAAGAAAAGUUAUUUCCCGAGUAAAGUUAACGAAUCUCCGUCGCCAACCCAACAAAAACAUCAUACUCCUGAUUCUGAAAAUUCCUGCGGCGGAGAUAAUUACCAAAGUAAAACGCGAAACCACCAACAUAACGAAAAUGGUAAACGACGACAUGGCACCAACCAACAGGAGAAACAUCAACGGACGGAGAAUGAUAGAAAUGAUGUACCACUCAUGAAAUAUGAUCAGAAAAU